AUGGUGUCCUGCUCUGACGAUGUUCGUCACAUGACGGACGAAAGCUCAGCAAAGAUUGAUCGGGGUCGCAGGGCGAUGCGCCGAGGACCUACUCGCACAAAUAUACAACAACAGCUCCAAGGCAACCCCCCCCCAGCCUCUGGUGGAACUCACGAAUCCUUUCCACUCACCUCUUCAAACGAAACGAAAGGUACUCCAACAUGA
Molecule: messenger RNA, 204 nt
Organism: Protopolystoma xenopodis
Lineage: Eukaryota; Metazoa; Platyhelminthes; Monogenea; Polystomatidea; Polystomatidae
Source: the annotation of a GenBank genome assembly